UCCCAAACGGCUUGCCAUACAUUUAGGCGGUAACGAUGAUGUUACUCCGAACACGAAAAAUGCUAUACUUGACUUCGCCAUUUUAUUAAGAAUACAACAAUUAGAAGUAACCAUUGCUGGUUUUACUAGCGAUUUAAAAGCAAUGAAUAACCAAUUGGAUAACAAAGCCGAAAGACAAGCUCUAUACAUAACAAACCAAAAAGUGUUGGCAUUGAGCAACGAUGUGAACGCCAUCAAGAGCCCCAGUUCGAUUAAUAAAAUGCCCACUUCAUGUGGAGAUCUCAAGGACAUUGGCUUUGUAAAAAGCGGAAUAUACUCUGUCAUAGACAACAGUAAAGUCGAAAACGUCUACUGCGAUUUUACUAAACCAAGCGAUGCAGGUCUCCAGAAAUUGAUCGGAUAUGUAAAUGUCAAGACUACCCCUGUUUAUUUUUACGCCCAGAGAACAGGGUUUUACAGCACUACCGGUACAGCCCUUCCAUUUGACGAUGUCAAGAUUAAUAUUGGCAAUGCCAUGGAUACUUCGUCUGGAAUAUUUAACGAUCCUACACCGGGAAAAUAUUUCUUCGCUUACACUGGUCUGUGUUCCGACAAAGACACAAAAAUUCAACUACAGAACCAGACUAUGGCCGUGACAUGGACAGCAAUCGGAGAAUCUCAUUGCACACCGUAUAAUGCUUUGGCGAUUCAGGCAACUGUACAACUUGAUGAAGACGAUGAAGUGCAAAUAUACCUUCUUGAAGGAACAAUUCAUGACGGGGAUGGUAACCAUUUCAGCAACUUUUUCGGAUGGCUACUAGAGGAAGAUUUGGUUCUUUGACAACAAUGAAGUCCAUUCGACCACCUUCCGUUUGAAUGCUGCCGCCUUGCCUACUAUUGUUUGAAUUCACUCCUUCGUAGCUUGAUCAAAAUUCCAACCAAAUAAAUACCAAUAAAUACAAAUAACUUAAAAAUAUGCUCACUCCAUAAAAGAAGCUCCUGAGUUAAGACAAGUUCAACAAGAUCGGGACUCGGGAGCUGCUCGCAGAUUCAGGUAUUGGGAAUACAUUAAAAAAAACUUAAUUGUAAUACUUGUUUACAGACUAGUUAACAAAAUCAUCUGUAUUUCUUGAUUGACAAAAAGAAAAAGUUCCGAUUUCCCCAUAUCAGAUUUAUCGCAACAAAAUGCAAAUUUAGACAAACAGAACAGAAAAAAAAAUAUUUCUUUUUGGUAGUUCACAAUAUCAGUAGAACACACAAAACAAUAAACUUGUUCAAGAACAUGAGAAAUUGAAAAAAAUUUCCUCAUCAAGCAAUAAAGCCGUUUGAAAACAAAA
Molecule: messenger RNA, 1316 nt
Organism: Daphnia pulicaria
Lineage: Eukaryota; Metazoa; Arthropoda; Branchiopoda; Diplostraca; Daphniidae
Product: complement C1q-like protein 4
Exons: 4
Coding region: 143-820 (225 amino acids)
Molecular function (GO): protein binding
Source: RefSeq, a predicted model, not a curated record